Messenger RNA from Ctenopharyngodon idella (grass carp), 4784 nucleotides. RefSeq names its product pseudouridine synthase 10 (gene pus10). The record is from RefSeq and is a predicted model, not a curated record. Gene Ontology annotation, biological process: tRNA pseudouridine synthesis. The transcript is spliced from 18 exons. Bases 268 to 1803 code for a protein of 511 amino acids. NCBI's taxonomy places the organism in Eukaryota, Metazoa, Chordata, Actinopteri, Cypriniformes, Xenocyprididae. Gene Ontology annotation, molecular function: pseudouridine synthase activity; RNA binding.
GUUGCAGUAAGUAGAUAUGCGGUAGUAGGUCUACAACGCCCCCUUAUACAAAUGUCAGAGUAUGUUGUGUUUUAUAAUUUAUAAUAUAUGAUUCGCGCAGUUUCUAUGCUUUAGGAUAAAAUGAGUUCAAUAUAAAGCUUGUUGUACAGUGAGACCGCGAGCUGCUGUGUUCAUAAACACAUGUGUCUGUCAGUACGCGCGUGCAAGCAGCCGGUUCACUGUGUUUCUCUGAGGUUUGAAUGAAGAGUUGAAGUGAUCCAGUGAAGCAUGCUGUCCCUCAAAGAGAAGGACCGGCCCGUGGUCAGGAAGCUGUUGUGCGCCGGCUGCUGUGUGAGAUGCGUCCUGCGCUUCUGCUGUGUGGGAAGCUCCUCUGCUUACAGACGAUCAUACCAGGACAUACACAAGGAGCUUCUCACCUUCAUCAGUGAGGAAAACAGCCCCUCUGGUGAGGUCAAAACAGACGAGCCGCCGAAUAAACGCAUGAGAGUGGAAGAGGAUUGUGUUACACCAGCGGAGACGGAGACGGACUCAGACAUUUGUCCCGUCUGUUUGGGAGUCCUGCAGGACUUCUGUGAUUCGACUUUCGCCAAACAGGUGUCAGAUGCUGUGAAGAAGCAGCAGUAUGAGUUUGACAGUCUAGUGCUGACCGUUUCUCUUCCCGCUCAGCUGUCCGUCAGAGAGCAUUCCUGCUGGUUGCAUGUCAAAAAGGAAGUCAGGGAGAAGAGCAUGUGUUUAGGUAAAGAUGAUGUCAUCCAGGUGAAGGACGCAUUCAAGUGGGCCGUACAGGGAAAGAUCGGCCAGGAACUGGGAGCUGCUGUUCUGGCCAAUAGCCCGUGUGAAGUGAGUGUCGGGUUUGUACACCCAGAAACAGAGGAGGACUGUCAUUUCUUAGCGAACACCUGUCCAGACUGUUUCAAACCCACCAAAAACAAAGCGUCCAUCUUCACCAGGAUGGCGGUGGUUAAAGCUCUGGAGAAGAUCUCUGAUGAGAAGUUUAGCAGGCAUUAUCCAUGUCCACCAAAGAAACCAAACACUAGAUGUACAGCGCUGGACACCACAUGUCUCCACACAUCUGUCUUUAUAGCAGGUCGGUAUAAUAAGUUUUCUCGGGAGCUUCCGCAGACGCCGUGGGUGAUCGAUGGAGAGAGGCGGAUGGACGGAUCCGUGGAGGAGCUGAUCGCCGCUCCUCUCCUGUCCUCGUUCAGAGCUGACGGUUUUAACUUCUCAUCUUCAGGACGAGAAGACGUGGAUGUGAGGACUCUGGGAAAUGGUCGACCGUUCGCUCUGGAGCUUCUGAACCCCCAUAGAGCCAAAUUCAACAGAACCGAGAUCAAACAACUACAGGAGACGAUCAACCAAUCAUCUGACAAAAUUAGAGUACGAUACCUACAGAUUGUUACCAGGGAAGCAACAAGCCGCAUGAAAGAGGGUGAAGAGGAGAAGACUAAAACCUACAGCGCCCUCAUCUGGACUCAGAAAGCCAUCGACGACACUGAUCUGGAAUUCCUAGGAAACAUUAAGGAUCUAAAGAUUGCUCAGAAGACUCCGCUGAGAGUCCUGCAUCGCCGGCCGCUGGCGGUCCGACAGAGACUCAUCCACUCCAUGAGUGCCGUUUACCUGGACACACACCACUUCACCUUGAAGCUGUGCACACAGGCCGGGACUUACAUUAAAGAGUUUGUGCACGGAGACUUCGGCCGCACUAAACCCAACCUCUGUGACCUCAUGAAGACUGAUGCUGAUAUUCUGGAGCUGGACGUCGAGUCCGUAGACAUCGACUGGCCUCCUGCUAUUCCGGAUUGACCUUUGGGAUUUUGAGAACAGUUUUUGUAUGUCAGGACUAUAUAUUUCUGUCAUACAGUUCUUUGUUAGUUUGAUAGUCAUUUGGUUAAAUUAAAGCAAGCCCUAAUGCAUUGCACUAUAUGCUUUUUCCUUAAUAAAACAGCCUAAUUUUGUUUUUGUUUGUUAUUGUCAUGUUCCUCGUUUAACAGUCUACAUUUGUUUUUGUUUUGCAAUUUUCACAGAAAAAGAGUUUUUUGUUUUUCGAGUUUAAAUGUACUAUCCCCUGGUUUCACAGACAAGGCUUACGCUAGUCCUAGAUUAAAAUGCAUGUUUGAGCUGUUUUAACUGAAAGUAACUUGGACUGACAUAUCUUAAAAUAUGUCAGUGUCAUUGUUUUGUCUCAAGAUGCACACCAGUGAUGUUUUUUUCUAGGGUACAUUCAUAAAAACUACUUAAAUACCCUAAUUGAACUAAGGCCUAAUCCUGGUUUAGGCUAAGCUCUGUCUGUGAAUAGCCAACAAUACAUUGUAUGGGUCAAAAUGAUCGAUUUUUCUUUUAUGCCAAAAAUCAUUAGGAUAUUAAGUAAAGAUCAUGUUUCAUGAAGUUAUUUUGUAAAUUUCCUACUGUAAAUAUAUCAAAAAUUUUUUGUGCGUGGAUAUGCAUUGCUAAUGAUUUCAUUUGGACAACUUUUAAGGUGAUUUUCUCAAUAUUUAUUUAUUUAUUUAUUUAUUUAUUUUAUUUUUUUUGCACCCUCAGAUUCCAGAUUUUCAAAUAGUUGUAUCUCUGCCAAAUAUUGUCCUAUUCUAACAAACCAUACAUCAAAUGAAAAGCUUAUUCAGCUUUCAGCUAAUGUAUAAAUCUCAAUUUAAACAUGGACCCUUAUGACUGGUUUUGUGGUCCAGGGUCACAAAUAUUAGGAUUACAGUUGUAGCAAAAUAUAAACAAACACAUGUUUAGGUUUCAUUUACGUUUAACACAUAAGAGUAUAUUUGUAGUCCCUUGCAGCUUCAGAAAUAAGGCCAAACACAUUAUUGCUUUAUAAAAUGAAUUUUUUAAAAGAAUUAAAGGUAGGGUAGGCAAAGUUUUUGUUAAACUGGUUGAAACUUUCUUUACAUCCUGAUAGCAAUCAAUAACAGAAGUGUUCUAAAUAUUAAAAAUGUACAUAUAACCUCUGUGGAAGUCUCAGGUCCAAAAAAUGUUGAAUUUGGUCUAAAUACAAUAAUAAGAUGUCCUACCUGCCAUCAGCGCGUUCAACGAGUUGUAGACAGACUCCGAGCGCAAAAACGAACAGCAGCCGACUUUUACAGUUCCUCCUGAACCAAAACGAGUUUAUGUUGCGUUCACGCCAUGUCAUAACCAUAAUUAAGAUGGCAACCCGUGACGUUCUAACCGGAGCUGUUCAUGUCCCCCAACUCGGAUUUAUGCGUUUCUAUGGCAACACUAUCAACACCGAAAUUAAUCUGCAGCAGUCGAGUGGUACAGGUAAGUGCUCUGAAAGUUGUUUACGCUCAUUAUUAUUGUGUGCGCUUUAAGACAUGAGGUAAUUUAACGGCGUCUCUCGUCUCGUGACGCUCGUGUUUUGAGGGAGGCGUGGCUUUGGUGAUGCUCUGAAGGGAGGGUGGGAUCUCAUGCUUUCAAAGCUAGCUAGCUUGCUAUUGUUAGCCUCUCUGAAAUUUCCUACCCUAGAUUUAAAGUUUUGCUUGCACUUUUAUUGCAGACUGCAAAGUAAAAUUUUGUAUAAGAGCAUAUACUCAUAUAAAAUGUAAAAAUAUUUUAAAUUUAUAAUUAUUUAAGCUUCUCUUAAAAACUGUUAACUAUUAUCUUUAAAGGGGACCUAUAAUGCCCCCUUUACAAGAAUUAAUAUAAGUUUCUGGUGUCCCCAGAAUGUGUCUGUGAAGUUAUAGCUCAAAAUACCUAUAGCUUGUCAAAUUUGCCCCUAUUUGGGUGCGAGCAAAAACACGCUGUUCUUGUGUGUGUCCCUUUACAUUCAAAUGAGCUGCUUUCCAGAAGAGGGUGGAGCUUUAACAGCUAAUGCUUCGUUUGCUCAACAACAACAAAGCAGGAGAAUCUCACGCAGCCAAAAUGAGGAUUGUCAGUAACAGUGUUCAGCAUUACAUUGUUCAAACCGGAGUCGGACACUGAUGGAGAGACUCAGGAAGAAGUUACAAUUUUAAGAAUGAAACUGGAUGUUUUUGAAUUUAUGUAGUUGCUGUGGAGUUGAUUCAACUCAUCGACUAGCAUGUGCCGUCAUGUUAAUCUUUUGUGAAAAUCCAGCGUUGAAUUGACUCUCGUUUGUGAAGCAGUCUGGCGUAAAAUGACAGCAUGGCAACAACACUCUACCACAACAACUCACCCCCUUUGUUUGUGUUCUCGGGGGCAGGGUUUAUGUAAAUUUUAGUGUUUGUGAUGUCACAAACCCAGGAAGAAGCUCGUUGUAGUCCCUACCAGCUGUGUGUUGUAGUCCUUAAACAGAAUUCUUUAAAAGGAAAUAUCUCCCUUUGCAUUGAACUUUGAGUGUCGUAGCUUUGCAGAUGUUGUUUAUGCUCAAACAGUAACAUUACACACUAACUAAAGUUAAAAAAGUGAAAUCAUAAUCAACCACCCCUUUAAAAAAAUAUAUUGGGCCUAAUUCCUUAUAUAGGAAAAAAAAGUAUAGAGAUGCAGCAUUAAAACAUCAUGUAACUUAAAUCUAGAAAAAUAAUACCACAUGGACCAACUGGGAAAUUUGAACAUUUUAAUAUAACUUAAAAUAAAUACUACCAAAUGGCAAUGCAAGUCCACUACAUGGCACUUGCCCUAGAGUUUUGGUAUGAAACAAAACAGGCAAACGACUAAAGGAAAGGUAUAAAAAAUAAUGAGGGAGAGAGAGCACUUAAUAAACGCGGCUGACAGCGUCCUUCAUCCCAACAUACGAAAAUAAAUACAACUAAAAUUACAUCUAUAGUACAAAAAUACGCUGAAAAAAAAAACGAAAAAAAAAAAAACAAGAAAACAAAAACAAA